Messenger RNA from Fusarium verticillioides 7600, 99 nucleotides. RefSeq lists its product as hypothetical. The coding region runs from base 1 to 99 and encodes 32 amino acids. The transcript has a single exon. Lineage: Eukaryota; Fungi; Ascomycota; Sordariomycetes; Hypocreales; Nectriaceae. The record is from RefSeq and is a predicted model, not a curated record.
AUGGACGCCAAGACCGGCUAUACCGGCCUCACUGCCGCGGAUUUCGUCUGUGCUGGUGUAUUCAUUUGCCAAUAUUUGUGCAAGUCAGGUGCUGUUUAA